AUGAUGCACGUCUAUCCUCUGGUCGCUGUCCUUUUGACGCUCCUCACAAGCGGCUUAACAGAUGCUUCUAUCCUUUGCUCAUGGACUAAAGUUUUGACCAACGGUGAACUGCACCACAGUUUCCUGCGGAGCGACGCUGCGUCUCUUCGUCUCUAUCACAGCAUCAGGUCUGACUCUCUUCAGAGCUGCUCCUUCAGCGACAACAAAGAAAUCAUUCAAAACUAUAUGACUUUGUGUCAGGAGAAUAAAGAGGCAUUUUCACACCAUCUAGACUUAAGUUCUGAACAUGCGUUUGAUGAGCACUGCACCUGUCUGGAUUCUCCACAAACUGUUGCUCUGGAGAAGCGCAGCUUCCUGAGGAGACGCGUCAGAAGCGCCGCAAGAGACGAUGAGAGGUCAGAGGUCAAGUCUAAACUGCGUGUAAAGCGCGGUUUCAUUGUACCUGGAACACUGUGGUGUGGCUCUGGUAACAAAGCGCCAUCGUAUUCAGAUUUGGGUGUAUUUUCAGAGACAGACACGUGUUGUCGGGAACAUGACCAAUGCAAAGACACAAUUCUGUCCUUUCACUCCAAGUUUGGUGUCUUCAACAGAAACAUCUUCACUAUGUCGCAUUGUGACUGUGAUAAUAGAUUUCGCAGUUGUCUGAUGGAAGCCCAGGACAGCAUUUCUGAUGUGGUUGGUUACACAUUCUUCAAUCUCCUCAAGAUGCACUGUUUUGUAUUCUCCUAUAGACUGCAGUGUACCGAGAGAAACUGGUUUGGGAUGUGCCAAGAGACUAAUAUGGCUCUUUAUGCAGAAGUCCAUUCUCCCACCUUGUAUGCAACAGAUGCUCCAAAAUAUGUGAAUGGGACUAGCCUCAACAUCACGUCCCCUUCUGCCCACAACAUCACACAGGUUGAGAUGUCAGAGUCCGAUGGUUCAAAACUGCAGACUCUGUCCAUCCCACCGUCCAGCAGAGAUGCACCAGUGAGAGCGUCCCUUUUACCUACAAGAUCUCGUAACCAAUCUCUCCCACUGCCGGAUGCUUACAUUACAGAGAAGCAGGAUUCUUGUGCCGUCUAUAAGUAUCUUGAUGAAUGCAGGAACAGGAUCCUUCCUCUGCAAAGGAAAUAUGGCUUUCUCAAUAAUGAGUCAAGGACAAUGUACCACUGCAACUGCACCAGCAGAUUGUUCCAGAGUUUGGCAGCCCAGCCCGUCCUGACUGGAGUGAGGCCUCUCCUGUUGGACUAUGUCUCUCAGUCCUGUUUCGUACAUGAAUGCACCGCGGCACAAAUCUGCAGAGUGGCUGUGGUUGGAGCACAACUCUCUCAGGUGGAGGCCAGAAGCAGUGCACUUAUGGAGGAGCAGCGCCAUCUACAGGCGAUGAGACUAAACAUCAGGAGACCAAACCACAAGAGAGCCACCAAAGAGAGACCUGCCAGGCUUUACAGACUGUGUCGCAGAAUUAUGCUUUUGAACUCCCAUAAACAGAGACACCACAUCAAAGAAACUAUCAGAAAGAAACCAGAAUAA
Knipowitschia caucasica is the source of this 1512-nucleotide messenger RNA. NCBI's taxonomy places the organism in Eukaryota, Metazoa, Chordata, Actinopteri, Gobiiformes, Gobiidae. The record is from the annotation of a GenBank genome assembly.